CCUUCUGGGGCUUGUAGUUCCAGCUGAGAGUGGAGCAAAGCCACCGUCAGGUUCCCUUCCCACUCGCCUGUCCUUGCUGGCGGGUCUCUGGGGUCAGCGCCCGGUCCCCGGGGUCAGCGCCAGGUCCCCAAGGCCGGCCCCUCGCCGUCCUCCCCGCAAACAACCUUCGAGGAGGCGGACCCAGCUCAGCCAUGGCCUCAGCAGUGGCCGAGAGACCGCCAGGGGCCCAGGAGAAGACAGCCGCGGGGCCGGCACACCUCGUGGAGUCGUCCGGUGGCCACGCUCAGGGCUUUGAGUGUCCAGUGAUGGCCGACCCGUGCCUGGUACCACCCUAUGAGGCCUGCCGGACCGUGGGUGAAGACAAGUGCCCAACAGGACCCAUCUCAGAGCUGGAGGUCCAGGAGGAACAACUCAAGCUGGAGGAAGAGAGGCUUAAGCUAGAGGUGGAGUCACUAGAGGAGAGAGGCCCCAGGCCUACAGCCUCCAUUGUGAGGGCCAGUCAUGGUCCGAAGAGGAAGCCGGUCAACCUCCCAGGGCCUAGCCACCAAGCCCAUCCUAGGGCUGAAGCAGAGAUGCCACACGGGCUGCCACUGCAGAAGGAGGAAUCGGAGAAUAGCCAGAGUGAGCCCUUACCAUCUGCCAAACAGCACAAAAAAGCCAAGAAGCGCAAGAGUCUGGGGACCCCAGUGCUUCCAGUUCUGGCCAGCACGGUGUCUGCACCUUCAGAGACCUUGGGGCUGGAGCCCCCUGCCCUGACCCGGGUCUUUGCAGGAAAGGCCCAACGCCUGCGGCCCCUGUACCAGUACAUCAACUAUUGCAAUCCGGAGCUGAAUCAGGCAGGGGAGGGGGACAGGGAGGCUGAGGCAGAGAUGGAGACUGAGUUGGAGCUGGCCCUGGUCCCCGCAGAAGCAGGUGUGGAGCAACUGCAGGCCUUGCUGCCUGUGGCAGGGGAGCAGUCUGCAUUUGGUCUGACCAGGAGGGUCCAACACUUAAGGUCCCCCAUUGAGGUGUCCAAGUUCAUCUGCCUACUGGAGGCCAUGGCUGGACCAGACUUUGCCCUUAAGGUGGCCCCGCUAACAGAGGCAUUGGUGCCUUUUUCCUGGCAGCCAGGGGGUAGUGGAGGAUAUGAAUGUUCUCCCUGAGCCUUGCAGACAAGCCACUGGAUAACCACAAAUAGGCAAAAGCUUAAGCGGCAGCCAGUGCUGGACAUUUUGGAAACCCUCAUAUCCUGCUGCCUCCUGGUCCUCCUGCAUGUCCUUCAUAUAUCUUAAAUGUAAGGAUUUCCAAAUUAAAUGAGUAACUUUCCCUCCAAUCUGCUUUUUUUGCCAUGUUUCAUCUGCACAACUGUUCAAGCCAAAAUCAUGGGUGUCGCCCCAGAGCCCAUCCUGUUCUUCGCUUAUUCUUUACUCCUGCAAGCUAAUCAGGCAGCAAAUCUGGUGUAUGUACCCUCUAGGCUGAGUCUCUCAGAUCCUAUGGUCAGCACCCCUGUCCUGGGACGGUUAUCUUCAGGCGAGAGCACCCUACUGUCCUUGCUUGUGGUCCCCUGCCCGAUGAAUCCACCCAGUGAUCCCGCUGCACACCCACCUGAACCCAAUCUGUUACUUCCCUUCUAGCAUCUUGCACCUCUUGCCCCAGCUGCCUUAAAACUUUUCAGUGGUGGGGCACCUGGGUGGCUCAGUGAGUUAAAGCCUCUGCCUUCGGCUCAGGUCAUGAUCCCAGGGUCCUG
Molecule: messenger RNA, 1726 nt
Organism: Lutra lutra (Eurasian river otter)
Lineage: Eukaryota; Metazoa; Chordata; Mammalia; Carnivora; Mustelidae
Gene: C17H16orf86
Product: chromosome 17 C16orf86 homolog
Exons: 5
Coding region: 192-1142 (316 amino acids)
Source: RefSeq, a predicted model, not a curated record